Messenger RNA from Aedes aegypti (yellow fever mosquito), 1317 nucleotides. RefSeq lists its product as uncharacterized. NCBI's taxonomy places the organism in Eukaryota, Metazoa, Arthropoda, Insecta, Diptera, Culicidae. The transcript has 7 exons. The record is from RefSeq and is a predicted model, not a curated record. Bases 161 to 1228 code for a protein of 355 amino acids.
AGCGAGGAGUGCGGUUCAGAGGGAGAUUAAUUGAAUGUUGAUUCUGUAGAGUGGAAGCCGGAAGUACAGCAUAGAGUAUCGAGAUCUAAAAGAUUUUAGAACACGGAACUGUGCAUCAGGAAAUAGUGGAACACCACAUUGAAUAAACCAAAUAAUUAAAAUGCCUCGAGUGCGUCCAACAACUAAAUUAGGCGUUUAUGGCCAAUAUGAUUUGAACCCGGAAAAGGCAGUUACAUUGUACACUGAAUCGAAAUUGCAAAAUCAACUCUACAUCAAAACCCCCAAUUGGGAUGUUGCCCGACUGAGUUUUGACCUCAAAGGAAUCCAGAGCAACCGAGAGUAUGAAGAAGUCACCAAGGAACAGGGCCGAAUGCGUGCCCAUUCACAUGAGCAAUUCCAGCUGAAUGAAAAACGACUAAAGGAGGCAGACAAACUGCUACAAACUCUGUGGGAGGAUUUCGUCGAAGUUAACGACUUCCUGAAGGACUGUGAAUUGAAAGAAAAUGAGUCCUAUGGAACUAUGGAAAAUGAGAAAAGAAAGCAAGAAGAAUACACCGAAAAGAUUCGACAACUGGAUGACGAUUUAGCUGUUUUGAACAAUUUUGUAGAUAAUUACGAGCAGACCAUAGAAAAGUAUGCUCCUUUUGAAGCCGUACUCACCGAGACCAUUGAAAAUUCAGAUGCAUACGAAACAAUAGAGGAUCUGACCAAACGCUGCGACUCAUUACUUUUGGCACAGGUGGAAAUAUCAGAAAUUGAGCAGCAAAAAAUUCAAGAGAUCGAAACCAUAAGAGAUAAUUUGAUGGAAUCUACAAAAACAGCGUUACAUAUCAUCACAGGUCUAAACAACGAUCUUUCUGAACUACAAGGACGAUAUGUGCACGCUUGGGAAGAGUGUCUGAAAUGGGAGAAGUCGAUAACCACAGCCAAAAGCUAUAUGGCUGCCAAUGAGAUGAAAACCAGCUGCAUGCUUGACGCAAUAUAUCAUCUUUAUUGUUUGAUCCGUAAACGACGCGGAGAACAGCCAAAAUAUUUCAGAGAAAAUGUCGAAAAACAGCUGGAUUUUAUUAAGGAAGAGGCAGGAAUCAUGCAGGAAAUUCACAAUUUGGCUGUGAAAAAACUGGCUAAGGAAAAUAUGAGUUUGGCAGCAGAGAAGGGCUCGAUUAAGGCAAAACCAGUUAUUUUUCCAGCAACGAAGAAACCUAAGGCUUUCGGACUUCAAAAUUAAGAUGCUUAAAAAAAGCUUUACUUUAAUCUGUUAUAUAGUACAUUUAAAUGAUAUUUGCAAUAAAUAAAUCAUGCUCUGCAAAUACUCAA